Mollisia scopiformis is the source of this 404-nucleotide messenger RNA. RefSeq lists its product as uncharacterized. Bases 84 to 287 code for a protein of 67 amino acids. The record is from RefSeq and is a predicted model, not a curated record. The transcript has a single exon. Lineage: Eukaryota; Fungi; Ascomycota; Leotiomycetes; Helotiales; Mollisiaceae.
AGUAUCUUGGGCUUUUGAGCACUCAUUCUCUCCUCGAUCUCGCGUGUUUCAGGGGAAGCGAGCCUCCCUAAACAACCUAAUCCAUGAACGCUUUCAGACUCACUCAAAAACGAUCGAGACUUCACAGCGUCACUGUUACACCCUUCACUAGGUCAAAGUCACGCACACGACUCAAAAACUGCAAUGCAAAACGGCAUCUAUUCUCUCUCUCUCCACCCGCCCCACCCCACAAUAGCUUUUCAGGCCAUCAGCUUAGAAAGAGACAACGCCCCAUAAAUCUAUAUUAACACAUUGUUGUUCUUUCUCGCAGCCAUACCCCAUGUUCCAUGCCCUUCCAUAAUAUAAUACAAUGCUUGCUUGCUCCCUUUACAAGCUCUAGAUAGUACCCUAGCAUCAAGUUCUCC